AUGAGCUCCUUCUACAGGACAGCUUCAAGGAAGCCUGAGAAACUAACUGUAAGCCUCCACCUUCAUGCCUCCACGCCUCCACCUCAACGCUUCAACCACCAACCCUCCACCUUCACUCUUCCACCUCCACCCCUCAAUCUUCACACCUCCACCUCCGAGCUUCAAUCUUCCCCUUCAACUUUUAUUCCUCCAACUCUACUCCUCUAUCUUCUCUCCUCCCCCUUCACGUCUCAAUCUGCAUGCCUCCAUCUUCCUAUCUCCACCUUCACGUCUCCACCUCCAAACCUUCACACCUCCACCUUCACGCCUCCACCUCAACCCUUCCAACACCAAGCCUCCACCUUCACUCAUCCACAUUCAGGCCCCAACCUUCACACCUCCACCUCCAUGCCUCCACAUCCAUGCCUCCACCUCCAUGCCUACAAUUCCACGCCUCUACCUCCACCCCUCAAUCUUCACACCUCCACCUCCGAGCUUCAAUCUUCCCCCUCAACUUUUAUUCCUCCACCUCUACUCCUCUAUCUUCUCUCCUCCCCCUUCACGCCUCAACCUGCAUGCCUCCAUCUUCCUUCCUCCACCUUCACGCCUCCACCUCCAAACCUUCACACCCCCACCUUCACGCCUCCACCUCAACGCUUCCAACACCAAGCCUCCACCUUCACUCAUCCAUCUUCAGGCCCCAACCUUCAUACCUCCACCUCCAUGCCUCCACAUCCAUGCCUACAAUUCCACGCCUCUACCUCCCCCCUCAACCUUCACACCUCCACCUCGGAGCUUCAAUCUUCCCCCUCAACUUUUAUUCCUCCACCUCUACUCCUCUAUCUUCUCUCCUCCCCCUUCACGCCUCAUCCUGCAUGCCUCCAUCUUUCUACCUCCACCUUCACGCCUCCACCUCCAAACAUUCACACCUCCACCUUCACGCCUCCACCUCCAAACCUUCACACCUCCACCUUCAUGCCUCCACCUCCAAACCUUCUCACCUCCACCUUCACGCCUCCACCUCCAAACCUUCUCACCUCCACCUUCACUCAUUCACCUUCAGGCCCCAACCUUCACACCUCCACCUCCAUGCCUCCACAUCCUUGCCUCCACAUCCAUGCCUACAAUUCCACGCCUCUACCUCCACCCCUCAAUCUUCACACCUCCACCUCGGAGCUUCAAUCUUCCCCCUCAACUUUUAUUCCUCCACCACCAAUGCCUCAAACUCAAUACCUCCACCUUCACGCCUCCACCUCCAAACCUUCACAACCUCCACCUUCACGCCUCCACCUCAACGCUUCCAACACCAAGCCUCCACCUUCACUCAUCCACCUUCAGGCCCCAACCUUCACACCUCCACCUCCAUGCCUCCACAUCCAUGCCUACAAUUCCACACCUCUACCUCCCCCCCUCAAUCUUCACACCUCCACCUCGGAGCUUCAAUCUUCCCCCUCAACUUUUAUUCCUCCACCUCUACUCCUCUAUCUUCUCUCCUCCCCCUUCACGCCUCAACCUGCAUGCCUCCAUCUUCCUACCUCCACCUUCACGCCUCCACCUCCAAACCUUCACACCUCCACCUUCAUGCCUCCACCUCCAAACCUUCUCACCUCCACCUUCACGCCUCCACCUCCAAACCUUCUCACCUCCACCUUCACUCAUUCACCUUCAGGCCCCAACCUUCACACCUCCACCUCCAUGCCUCCACAUCCAUGCCUACAAUUCCACGCGUCUACCUCCACCCCUCAAUCUUCACACCUCCACCUCCGAGCUUCAAUCUUCCCCCUCAACUUUUAUUCCUCCACCUCUACUCCUCUAUCUUCUCUGCUCCCCCUUCACGCCUCAACCUGCAUGCCUCCAUCUUCCUACCUCCACCUUCACGCCUCCACCUCCAUGCCUCAACCUCAAUGCCUCGAACACCAUGCUUCCACCUUCAAUCCUACACCUUCAGGCCUACACCCCCACACCUGCACCUCAAUGCCUCAAACUCAAUGCCUCCACCUUCAAUACUACACCUCCAUACCUCCAGACACAUUUAGCCUCAUCCUCCACUUUCACUUCUCCACCUCCAUGCCUCCAUCUUCACACCUCCACCUUCACACCUCCACCGCCAUGCCUCCACUUCAACGCCUUCACAUUUGCACCUCCACCUCCAUGCCUCCACCUCAACGCCUUGAACACCAUUCCUUCACCUUCAGGCUUACCCCUCCGUACCUCCACCUCCAUGCCUCCAUUUCAAUGCCUCAAACACCACACCUCCACCUCCAUGCCUCCACCUUCAGGCCUCCACCACCAAUACUCCACCUUCAUGACUCCAACACCCCACCUCCAUCUUCACGUCUCCACCUCCUCGUUUCCACCUCCAGGCCUCCACCUUCAUGCCUCCAACUUCAUGCCUCCACCUUCAGGCCUCCACCCCCAUUCCUCCACCUUUGCGCCUCAACCUUCACUCCUCCAGAUUCACUCCUCCUUGCACACUUUGAAGCAGCAUCAUUCGUUCAUCUAAACCUGCUGACCCACACUGAUGGGUAA
Molecule: messenger RNA, 2508 nt
Organism: Notolabrus celidotus (New Zealand spotty)
Lineage: Eukaryota; Metazoa; Chordata; Actinopteri; Labriformes; Labridae
Product: extensin-3-like
Exons: 2
Coding region: 1-2508 (835 amino acids)
Source: RefSeq, a predicted model, not a curated record